Molecule: messenger RNA, 2117 nt
Organism: Physcomitrium patens
Lineage: Eukaryota; Viridiplantae; Streptophyta; Bryopsida; Funariales; Funariaceae
Source: RefSeq, a predicted model, not a curated record
GGGAGAGGGACCUGUGUGAAAAGUCCCAGUUUUGCAGAUGGGUUUCAUCAUCCUUCAUCGAACAAGGCAAGCCAGAUGAAGGAAAAAAAUUGUUGGGUCGGAGCAGAUUUGCACAUCGCUGUCGACAGCAUCAAGCGCAUCCAUGGAUAGAAAUGGAUCAUAGCAGCAGCAGCAGCUGUGCCGUUUCAUAUUCGAUGCAAGGGUUUCAUGUGGACUUUGAGGAUGAGAGGAUUAGGGUGAAUGGGGGGAAGGCAGAGUUGGGUUGUUCGAAUCUUCGAGAUUCAUUCCUCCAACACCCUCAUCCCAUCAAUUUCACCCUCGGAUACGAUCACCACCAGGGGGAAUACGUAGUUCGGCGUACUUUCGUACAACCACCUUUCAACAAAGCAAACCCAUGCGGAAACGCGGGCUAGAAUCGAAUGCGAGGAAAGGGUUUUCAUGGGAUCGUGGAUUGAAGGAGAUGUUGAGGUUUGUUCUACACUCCGAUGGGAGCUCUUGUUUUUGAUGGGUUUACAGUGGUUUCAACGAAGGUGAAGCGAGUGGAGUCCAUCGUUUUUUGCGGUUUGGCCCCUGGAUAUGAGGUUUGGUCGAGAAGAGGGAUAUAGACUAUGUAGAGAUGAUGAAGAAGGAGAGAUGGCCGGUGAUGGAGCAAGAGGCAAGCGAUGGAUGGAUGUCGAUAGGAAGGCAGUGAGUUCUGCUGGGUAGGCCGCUAGAUUGCCAUGGCUAUGAUGAUCAAGGUUUUCGAAGCAUCUUCAGAUCACUCGCAACAGCUGCUCCGGAAGUUACUCGGGAGCUUCGAGAUUCUGGGCUGGAGAAUUUGGGUUGACGCCGGAGUUGAAGGACUUGGCACCCGUGGUUUGCUGGAGCAUUUCCAAGGAGGACGACCGGGAACACUUCCUCUGGGCAUAUUGUUUGCUUCUGUUGGACUGGAUUGCAGCUGGGGGUUGUCGAAUAUUGGAUCCGCCACUUUCUUAGUACUCUUCUUUCAGAGCUAUUGACAGCGGAUGCUGAUGUUGAAGUCCCAGUUGUGAAGGAGGAGAAUGCAAGUAGAGCAUAAUUCUUGGAAGAUGGUUGACUGGUUCCCCAUUCAAAUGUUGAGUUCUGAAGUGGCUGCCAAGCUCUAGAACAGGGAAGAGUAGCGCUAGAAAGCGCUGAAGGGUUUAUAAAUUCGAUUACAGCCAGUUUGGUAGUUAAGGUCAUUGCAUCUUAACCGUUCACCUGCCAUUUGUUAACAUCCUUACACGCCAGACGUGAGCUCGCAGUUGUGGCGCCUACAACAUGGUUGGACUGGAGAGGUGCACGAAAGAAGCGCACAUCUGAAGAAAUUCAAGUGAGCGUGGUUUCAUUUUACGUAUCAACAGUCACAAGUCUUUCUGAUCAGAAUUGGGUUUUAUCCGUGGACCUGGCGACGUUAGCGGCCUGCUGGUGUGGUUGCGGACUUUCACAACAAUCGAGGUUGUACAUGGUCGACACUUAAAGUCCUGUAUCAUGCAGUGUGGCGUUGUUUUGCAAGCUGUGGUUAGCUCUUAGAUUCAUUCAACCCAGAGGUUUAGGAGCUGUUACAUCAAAAUGUUACAUAUUUUUUUCAAACAACCCGAAUGUCUUUCAGAAGUCCACCUCAGGUUUAAAAUGAAAGAAAUACAGCUACAUGAAAGAAGUCUUCAAUCUCAGCCUGCCGACCAGGAAAUAGUCAAAAUCACCAGUCUCAUCUUCCACAAUUUACCUGCUGUCAUACUUUGAACUGAAUUCAUGCAAUGAGAAAUCACGAGUGAAAAAGCAGCAGGUGAGGAAUGUUUGCACCGAACUUUCGGUCGAAUGAGUAGAAAUUUGUAGUUGGAAUAACUUACGGCCUCUCAUUUUCAAGUUAGUGUUUUAGAUUAUAUAUGAGAGGACUGAAGCUAGAAAAAAUGUUAGCAGGCUGUUUUCUCUUCACAAGCAAAGGUGCAGUUAUCACCUGUGCUGAUUGAGUUCUCUUGUGACUGUUUCUCUCUACUGAUUGUCGCUAGCAUCUAUCACCACCUACUAGCGUAGCAGUGAUGGUUGUUAGGUUGGUAAUUGAGAAGCCAGUCGAGCAGUAAAUUUGAAAGCAGCCUCCUAGUGCCGCAGUAAUUCACGCA